ACUUGUAAAACCGGCGCACCGGCAUAAACCGGUCUUGCACCCAACCUUUUCAUUGAAUCAGAUAAGCAAUCUUUAUCUUAAAGUAAUAUAUUUUCUUUAUUGUUUUCUUUUAAGCUCAGAGAUGAUCACAAUACACCGAUUGUACUUUAUGAAAAGCAUAAACGGGCACCACGCAUCCCAUCAUCACAUAGCAACAAGCAUAAUCAUUAGACAAAUGUAGACGAAAAGCAUGGCGGCUCAGUAUUUUCCAAAACCCCAGGGCCUUGGGUUGCGAUCUGCACCGCUGGUACUGGUUGGGCAAAAAAAAAAAAAAAAAAAAAAAAGUAAACACAAACUCAAAUAUUUAACAGGACAGAAGAAGAGAAACCCAAAUCUUUAAGUAUCUAUAGCACUACUUAAGGACUGCAUCUCGAUGAGGGAUUUCACCAUUCUCAGCCCACAAAUGGCUCUACCUGAUGUCCCAGUCAUAUGGCUCCUUAUUCCCUUACUUCUGCCCCUUGUGGUUCUCAUCAUCAGGAACAAGAUCAACUUAUCAGGAAGGAAAAGCAGCAACCUGCAGAAGCUUCCACCACCUGGUCCUCCUAAACUUCCAAUAUUGGGCAACUUGUAUCAACUUGGUGCUCAUCCGCACCAGUCACUCUGGCAACUUGCCAAGAAAUAUGGCCCUGUUAUGCAAUUCCACUUCGGCCGUAUACCCGCCGUGAUCAUCUCCUCCCCUAAAGCCGCCAAAGAAGUCAUGAGAGUUCAUGACCUUGCCAGUUGCAGCCGGCCAUCCUUGGCUGGAACUAGGAGGCUGUCAUACAACUACCUGGACGUGGCUUUCUCUCCUUAUGGAGACAACUGGAGGUUCAUGAGGAAAAUGUUUAUACUCGAGCUCUUCAGCUUAAAGAGGACGAAGGCGUUUCGUUUUGUUCGGGAGGAAGAAGUUGGCCUGCUGAUCGACUCCAUCUCUGAAAUAUCAGCAUCUGCCUCCACAGUUGAUCUCACCGAGAAGUGUUACUCUCUCACAAGAAACAUAACCUUCAGGAUGACUUUUGGGUACAAUUACAACUGGAGCGACUUUGACAAAGACAGGUUUCAUGAACUGGUUCAUGAAGCUGAGGUUGUUUCGGGAACCAUUUCAGGGGAGGAGUGUUUCCCUCGACCAUUUAGUUGGAUUGUUGGCAAAUUCAAUGGUCAUCAAGCAAGGAUUGAAAGAGUUUUCCAUGAGCUCGACACUUUCUACGAGCGUAUCAUCGAUGAACACCUUAAGCCUGGAAGGGAAGGAGCUGAAGAAGACAUGAUCAAUGUACUGCUGGCAAUCGAGAAGGAACAAUAUCAAUUACUCGGUAGCAAAUCUCGCUUCAGAAGAGAGAACAUCAAGGCAGUUUUCCUGAACCUGUUCAUAGGUGGAAUCGACACCGCGGCAAUGACUGUGAACUGGGCAAUGGCAGAGCUGUUGGCAAAUCCCAGACUGAUGAAGAAAACACAAGAUGAAGUCAGAGACAUUGUUGGAGAGAAAGGCAGGGUAACUGAAGACGAUCUUGAAAAUUUGCAAUACCUGAAGCUGGUAAUCAAAGAAACUCUGAGAUUCCAUCCACCUGCCCCUCUUCUACUCCCCAGAGAAGUAUCUUCUCACUUGAAAAUCAGUGGAUAUGACAUUCCUCCCAAGACAAUGAUCUACAUCAAUGCCUGGGGAAUGGGACGGGACCCAAAAUACUGGAAGGAUGCUGACAAGUUCAUGCCUGAAAGAUUUGCAAACAGCUCCCUGGAUUUCAAAGGGCAAGACUUCGAGUACCUGCCAUUCGGAGCUGGUCGCAGAGUCUGUCCCGCAAUAAACAUGGGAAUAACGACCGUCGAAAUUGCACUGGCGAAUCUGCUGUACUGCUUUGACUGGAAACUGCCAAAAGGGAUGAAGGCCGAAGAUAUGAGCAUGGAAGAGAAGAGUGGCGUCAGAAUUACCGUGGACAGAAAGGAGCCUCUCCUACUCAUCCCUGUCAACUGGCGCAACAAGUAAACCAGAAGAAGCACAUCAGCCGCCGGGCACUACAAAUCCGCAGCAGCGAAACUAGUAGACUACUACUUGUAAAUAAGUAAGACACCACUAAGAACUAGCUCUGCGCCCGGCCUUUAGACGGGUUUGAUAUCAGUAGGUGUUUGUUUUCCUGCAAUUAGCGUGCAGCAAAGAAGAAACAACAGAGAACUUUAUCUUGGAACAACUUUGUCCUACAUAAUGCUGAAAUGAAAUCCACCAACACCAAACAAUGGGAAGUGAAGCAACAUGUACAAUAUAAUAAUUGGCCAUAGCAACAAAAAAUUAGAGCGGCGGCAAACUUAAUGAUCGAUGCACGGAAGACUACUGCAUUCAAAUUUGAGAAUGACGAAAAAGAACCAACUCAUGAGUAUCAUUUGUGACUUAGCGUUAAUGUUCAAGAACAAUGAAAGGAAAUGAGUGAC
This is a messenger RNA of Linum trigynum, 2436 nucleotides long. The record is from the annotation of a GenBank genome assembly. Lineage: Eukaryota; Viridiplantae; Streptophyta; Magnoliopsida; Malpighiales; Linaceae.